Molecule: messenger RNA, 1126 nt
Organism: Phaedon cochleariae (mustard beetle)
Lineage: Eukaryota; Metazoa; Arthropoda; Insecta; Coleoptera; Chrysomelidae
Source: the annotation of a GenBank genome assembly
AGUAAGUCCGGUAUACCAGUCAUGUUUCGCUUCAGUCUCGUUCAACUCCUCGGUUCGUCCGGAUCAAAAAUGAAAGUUUACGCACUGGCAUCGAAGUCAAUCGACACAAACUGACGUUCUAGGCACGUGGACGAAGAUAAACAGACAUACUAGAACUCCCGUUUCCAUGGUGGAGCGAAAGUGAAGUUCCAACAAUGCUGUUGACAAGACAUGAAAAUGUGGUUAUGCAUGUAGUGUUUUUCAUUUUGUUCGCGCUGGGAAUCAAUGGCAAGCCGUCAUUUUCCUUGAAUUUUCCCGCGUUCGGGCCGUUUGCUAACUUUGGGAAGGAACCGAAGCAGAGUUUGAAGAGUUACAGCGGAAAAAGGGUGACCAACGACUCCAUCCGGAUGGUUUAUUUCAACUAUCAGACUGUCGCAGUGGUGGAAUUGGGGCCCAACAAGUUGCUUCUAAAUUGUGAACUGAUUGAGAUUUUCGAACCGGACCAAGUAUUUUCGGUCCUGGGACAACUGAAAUCAAGAGCUCGUCCAGUAGGCGUCACCUUUCAAGAGAUGACAACUUUGAUGGACCAGUGCAAGCAACUCGAAGACAUGUCGUAUUCCAGUAAACACGAAGAGCUGCUGAAGAAUGAAUCCCUUGAUAGGGACGAGCAGGCGAGAGGAGCGAAGAAUCCUUUCACCUUGCUCAGUGGUAUUAUACCAGGUACCAGGUGGUGUGGAACUGGAGACAUAGCUAGAAACUAUUUCGACCUUGGAGCAGAACCAAAAGUGGACUCCUGUUGCAGAUUGCACGACCUAUGUCCGGUCAAGAUACGAGCCUAUUCCGAAAAGUACAAUCUGACCAACAACUCUUUGUACACGAAAUCGCACUGCAAGUGCGAUGAUGACCUGUUCCACUGUUUGAAGGCCCAGAACCAGUCCCAUGUAGCUAAUAUUAUGGGAAAUAUUUAUUUCAAUAUAGUUCAAGUGCCUUGCAUAGAAGAAUCAAAAUCGGGGUGGAAGUUUAGGACUGCUAGAAAUAGUUUCUGAUGGGAUUUUAAAAUUAACCUCUUUUAUGCGCAUGAGCUGUGAAUUUUAUGCAUAGAAAGUGUACCUUUAUUUAUUGUGGAAAAGAAAUUAUUUGCACUUCG